UUGCAUUUGUUUCCAGUGCUUUUGUUGCUCUGCUUUGGGUGUGAUGGAAAACGCAGAUGGGAUUACGAACCCAUCUCGGUGGAUCCGAAUACAUCGGAUUCAAAUAAGCUUGAUAUUGAUAUACGGGUUAAGAGGAUGCCUCGAGGUGAAUUUGCUUAUGAUGGAUAUAUUAACUUUAACUAUGACGUAACUGAUGAUACAAUGAUUGAGGCCGUGGCUUUUCGCAGCACUUCGGGCAGAGAUGAGGAUUACACUCCACUGCCUUGGACCAUUCCAAAGCAGCCAUUUAGCAAGUUUAUUGAAGACUUUUACAAAGACAUGAUAUAUGAGAAUUUAUACAGCUGCUCGAAUCUACCAGAACCGGAUAAGGUGCUUCCAUUUCAAAGGGGAAACUUGACAUUAAAGGAGUGUGUUGUCGAGGGAAAAGGAAUGCCUGAAAUGGCACCACAAGGCUACUAUAAAAUAAUUUUGAAAACUACCGGAGAGGUCGAAUGGGGCUUUGUGUCUGUUGCUAGGUUAUUCGAUAAAUUUAUGCCCUAAAAGGAGUAUAUUUAUCGCAAUCU
Molecule: messenger RNA, 563 nt
Organism: Drosophila innubila
Lineage: Eukaryota; Metazoa; Arthropoda; Insecta; Diptera; Drosophilidae
Exons: 3
Coding region: 136-540 (134 amino acids)
Source: RefSeq, a predicted model, not a curated record